Molecule: messenger RNA, 2646 nt
Organism: Penicillium oxalicum
Lineage: Eukaryota; Fungi; Ascomycota; Eurotiomycetes; Eurotiales; Aspergillaceae
Product: M1 family metallopeptidase
Exons: 3
Coding region: 1-2646 (881 amino acids)
Biological process (GO): proteolysis; peptide catabolic process
Cellular component (GO): cytoplasm
Molecular function (GO): metalloaminopeptidase activity; zinc ion binding; peptide binding
Source: RefSeq, a predicted model, not a curated record
AUGUGCAGCUCACGACGCGACGAGCCCUCUGGCUCGACCAAUGUUCAUGGCCGGGAGGUCCUCCCCACCAACGUCAAGCCAGUCCACUAUGAUUUGACUCUAGAGCCAGACUUCAAGACAUUUAAGUUCAGUGGCACGGUAACGAUCGAUCUCCAGGUCAACGAAGACACAGGCUCCAUUUCUCUCAACUCCAACGAAAUCGAAAUCCACACCGCCUCUGUCCACCACAAGGGAGCUGUGAUCGAGUCCAAGGGCAAUGUCGUGAUCAACGAGGAUACCCAGGUGGCUACCGUCCAGCUGAAGGAGGCGCUCUCCGCCGGCAGUGACGCUCAGCUCACCCUCACCUUCACCGGUAUCCUGAACGACAACAUGGCCGGCUUCUACCGGUCCUCCUUCCAGGAAAACGGCAAGACCGAGUACAUUGCGUCAACACAGAUGGAGCCCACGGACUGCCGCCGCGCGUUCCCCUGCUUUGACGAGCCCGCCUUGAAGGCCAAGUUCACAGUCACCUUGGUUGCCGACAAGGACAUGACCUGCCUCAGCAACAUGGAUGUGGCCUCUGAGACUGACGUUCAGGGUGGUGCCAAGAAGGCUGUCAAGUUCAAUACCUCCCCCCUCAUGUCGACCUAUCUGGUUGCUUUCAUCGUGGGCCGUCUCAAGUAUGUGGAGACCCAGAACUUCCGUGUGCCCAUCCGUGUGUAUGCCACGCCCGAUCAAGAUAUCGAGCACGGUCGAUUCUCCCUGGAACUCGCCGCCAGGACCUUGGCUUUCUAUGAGAAGGCGUUCGACAGUGAAUUCCCGCUCCCCAAGAUGGACAUGGUCGCCGUGCCUGAUUUCAGUGCUGGCGCCAUGGAGAACUGGGGUCUGAUCACGUAUCGUAUCGUCGAUUUGUUGCUGGAUGAGAAGACCAGCGGUGCCUCACGCAAGGAGCGUAUUGCCGAGACCGUCCAGCACGAAUUGGCCCACCAAUGGUUCGGUAACUUGGUCACCAUGGACUUCUGGGAUGGUCUUUGGCUGAAUGAGGGCUUCGCCACCUGGAUGUCGUGGUACUCUUGCAAUGAGUUCUACCCUGAGUGGAAGGUGUGGCAGUCAUAUGUCAUUGACAACCUGCAGAGCGCGCUGUCCCUCGACUCGCUCCGCUCUUCUCACCCCAUUGAAGUCCCCGUCAAGCGCGCCGACGAGGUUAACCAGAUCUUCGAUGCCAUUUCCUACUCCAAGGGUUCCUCUGUGUUGCGCAUGAUUUCCAAGUACUUGGGUGAAGAGGUCUUCUUGAACGGUGUUCGCGCAUACAUCAAGAAGCACGCCUUUGGUAACACUCAGACUGGUGAUCUCUGGUCUGCUCUGGCUGACGCCAGUGGCAAGCCCGUCGAGACUGUUAUGGAUAUCUGGACGAAAAACGUCGGUUUCCCCGUCAUUAGCGUGACUGAGAAUCCGGAGUCGUCCUCCAUUCACCUGAAGCAGAACCGCUUCCUGCGUACCGGCGAUGUCCGUCCUGAAGAGGACCAGACUAUCUACCCAUGCAUGCUGGGUCUGCGUACUAAGGAUGGUGUCGACGAGAACACCAUGCUGACCAAGCGGGAGGCUGAAUUCAAGGUGCCCGACUUGGACUUCUUCAAGGUCAACGCGGAUCACUCGGGUAUUUACCGCACCUCAUACACCCCCGAGCGUCUCACCAAGCUGGGUCAGGCUGCCAAGAAGGGACUUUUGACCACCGAGGAUCGGGCUGGUCUCAUCGCCGAUUCCGGCGCUCUGGCUUCCUCCGGUUACCAGAGGACGUCUGGCCUGCUGUCCCUGCUGAAGGGUCUGGACACUGAAACCGAGUUCAUUGUCUGGAACGAGAUGCUGACCCGUAUUGGCUCGGUCCGCAGCUCCUGGAUCUUCGAGGAUCAGGAGACCAAGGACGCCUUGAAGACUUUCCAGCGUGAGCUUGUCUCGGCCAAGGCCCAUGAACUGGGCUGGGAGUUCUCCGAGAACGACGGACACAUCCUGCAACAGCUCAAGGCUCUCUUGUUCGGCUGUGCGGGUACCGCUGGCGAUCCCGUCGUGAUCAAGGCUGCUCAGGAUAUGCUCGCUCGCUUCGCUGCUGGUGAUCACUCUGCCAUUCACCCCAACAUCCGUGGCAAUGUGUUCACCAUUGUUCUCAAGUACGGCGGUGCUAAGGAAUACGAUGUCAUUCUGAAGCGCUUCCGUGAAGCUCCCACCUCUGACGAGAAGACCACCGCUCUGCGCUGCCUCGGUGUCGCAGAGGACCCCGCUCUUGUCCAGCGCACUCUCGGCCUGGCCAUGGGUGAUGAGGUCCGUAGCCAGGACAUCUACAUGCCCCUGGCUGGUCUUCGCAGCCACGUCACUGGUAUUGAGGCCCGCUGGAACUGGAUCAAGGAGAACUGGGACGCCAUCUACAAGCGCCUGCCUCCCUCGCUCGGUAUGCUGGGCUCCGUGGUUCAGAUCUCUGCGUCUUCCUUCAGCACUGAGGCUCAGCUGAAGGAGGUCGAAGACUUCUUCGGCUCCAAGGAUACCAAGGGCUACGACCGUGCUGUUUCCCAGAGUUUGGAUGCUAUCCGGGCCAAGGUUAACUGGCUGGAACGGGACCGUGAGGAUGUCAAGACCUGGUUGAAGAACAACCAAUAUCUCCAGGGCAAGCUAUGA